Messenger RNA from Stegodyphus dumicola, 2179 nucleotides. It is a transcript of the gene PGS1, whose product is annotated as Phosphatidylglycerophosphate synthase 1. Gene Ontology annotation, molecular function: CDP-diacylglycerol-glycerol-3-phosphate 3-phosphatidyltransferase activity. The record is from RefSeq and is a predicted model, not a curated record. Gene Ontology annotation, cellular component: mitochondrion. Lineage: Eukaryota; Metazoa; Arthropoda; Arachnida; Araneae; Eresidae. Gene Ontology annotation, biological process: cardiolipin biosynthetic process.
AAGUUUUUGUGUUACAGCUUGUAUGUACAGACAGAAUAGAGGACUCUUUUCCCCAAAAAAGAUUGUGAAAUGGAUUUAGAAGAGAAUUUUUUCAUGACAUCUGUACAUAUGUAAAUGGUUUCUAUGGAGCAAAAGGUGUAUCUGGUGCAAUACCAAUGGCCUACACAUAUAUUGCCAAAACUUUCUUUUCUAAAGUUUUGAACUUUGGACAGCAGAAUAGAAUAGAGCUUCGUGAAUAUGAAAGAUCUGAUUGGACAUUUCAUGUAAAAGGAUUAUGGUAUUACAAGCCGAAAGAAAAUUUACCUUCCGUAACUUUCAUUGGUUCUCCUAAUUUUGGCUAUAGAUCUGUAUACAAAGAUCUUGAAGCUCAAGUAGCAAUAGUAACAGAAAAUAAGGAUUUACAAAUGCAGCUACAUGAAGAACAAAAAAGGCUCUAUGACAGAACAACAGUUAUUGAUAAGUCUUUAUUUGAAAGGCCUGAUCGUAAAGUUUCAUUGUGGGUGAAACUUGUAACAUUUUUCAUUCGAGACUUUUUUUGACAUAUCUUAUUUAUUACAACUUAUUUCGUACAUUCAUUUACAUUUUCAUUGAAAUUAUUCAUUGUUAAUAAUUUCCUGAUAAAAAUAUAUAAAUCAUUUGCUCAGCCUUAAUUUUAUUGUAUUUUUCUUUUAAAAAAUGAAAGGUUUGUUUUUUGUUGUAAUGUGUUUUUAAUAUUACAUGAUGUACCAUUAAUAAGUACAAUUUAAAAAUACCGUAACAAAUUUAAUUGGAAAUCAAACUCCAUGGAUUAAAAUUACAUACAUCUGCAGUCAAAUUCCAUUAAUUUGCUCAUUUGCAUCGAACAGGUUGCUGAAAUAAAAUGCAAUUCUAAAUUCUAGAUUUUGUGUAUAAAACGUUUCCUGUUCCAGAUUUCUCUCAAGUGAAAUAGUUUAGUACAAAAUAAACAGGAAACUUAUCUGCAUGGCAAUUUCCCCCCCCCCAAAAGAUAUCUUCAAAUGCUUCUCCCACAUGUUAAAAAAAAUUUACUCAGAGAACAUUUUGGUAGUGCUGCAUUAUUUUUAUUAUAAAGAUAUUUGAAACUUUUUUAAUUUCACUUUUACAAGUUACAUUUGUUUUAAAAAUUUAAAGUGUGAUUCAAACUAUAAUUAAUAUUCAACAUUUCCUGUGGAGAUAAUCAUUGGUUAAUGACACAAAGCCAGCAAAAUGUGACUUUGGGAUGGUGCUGAAAGCAUAAUGCAACACAAAUAAAUACAUUAGUAGUAAUACAGAUUCUGUAAUCCUCAUUUAUGAUUUUAUAUAGUGAUAAAUUGUAUCUAUUGCAUAGCAAAUUACUAUAAUCCUCAGUUAUAUAGAAUACACUGUGUAACUGUCAAAAAUGACUAUGUAGCUAUUAACUAACAUGAUUAUGAAUCUGGCAUAUUCCCCAUUUUAAUCAAAUAGCAAGUUUUGUAUAAAAGUUAUCCAUUUUAAAUGCAUGCAGAAUGAUGGACGUUAAGAAUAGGUACAAAAAUGCUCGAAGGCAUUUUUAUUCUUUUAUAUUUUAUGAUACUAUAUUGAAGACUCCUUUCACAUUUUGCUGAUAAAUUUAUGAGUGCUGGAAAAAAAAUGUGCUAUUAUAUUUGGUUGAAGUUUUAGGACUUUAACCAAAUGACAUGAAAUGUCAAAUUUUUUAUUUCAUAAUUUAGUAUGUUCAUGUAUUUAUUGAUGUAUUGUAUAUUUAAUAUUAUUGCUUAUGUAUUUAUUACAAAUGUAAAUUUUUAUUGCAUUUGUACAAUGUGCUUCCUCAUAUAUGUAAAUAAAUUCAUCACACAAGUUAUGUUUGCUUGAGUAACUUACGAUCACAUUUUAAGCCCCAAACCCUAAAUGUUUCGUUAUCUGCAUUUACCACCUUAUGUGGUAAUUUAUGGCAGGACUUGCAUCUUAUUUGCAAAACUUAGACAAUCUACUCAUAGCUAUAGCCACAAAGCACUGUAGUUCACUCAAAAUUAAAUCCUCCUGUAGUUGUGACGAAGAGUUGGCUUCUGUCAAAUACGUCAUGUAUUACUACUCAUGCCUUAAUAUUAAUCUUUCUUCUAAUUUUUCAAAUGUUUUUUCCCCCUGUUUUGGCAACUUAUGUGUAACAAAAUCAUCAUCUUGUAAAUAAAAUGUCAUGAAAACUUAGCAUGGCAUUUAAAUUCUG